Molecule: messenger RNA, 1701 nt
Organism: Sphaeramia orbicularis (orbiculate cardinalfish)
Lineage: Eukaryota; Metazoa; Chordata; Actinopteri; Kurtiformes; Apogonidae
Gene: ankrd46b
Product: ankyrin repeat domain 46b
Exons: 4
Coding region: 133-819 (228 amino acids)
Molecular function (GO): protein binding
Source: RefSeq, a predicted model, not a curated record
AAUACUACGCCAUUAAAGCUAAAUCGAAGAAGAAGAGCAGAGUCACAACAAACAAACGAGCGAAGUAAAUUUCUUCGGCUGAAUUGGAACCUAUUAACAGGUACGCUGGAAUUUUCUGAUACCCACUCGGACAUGUCCUAUGUCUUCAUCAACGAUUCGUCGCAGACCACGGUGCCCCUUCUGCAGGCCUGCAUCGAUGGAGACCUGCCUUUCGCUAAAAGGCUCCUGGAGACUGGAUGUGACCCAAACAUCCGGGACAACCGAGGCCGCACAGGCUUACACUUAGCUGCUGCUCGUGGAAAUGUCGAGAUAUGUCGCCUCCUACACAAGUUUGGGGCUGACCUGUUAGCAACAGAUUAUCAGGGGAAUACAGCACUGCAUCUCUGUGGACAUGUGGACACUAUUCAGUUUCUGGUGUCCAACGGGCUAAAGAUUGAUAUCUGCAACCACAAUGGAUCGACUCCUCUGGUGCUGGCAAAGAGACGUGGGGUUAACAAAGACGCCAUCCGUCUGCUGGAGGGGCUAGAGGAGCAGGAGGUCAAAGGUUUCAACAGAGGACCACACUCCAAACUGGAGACCAUGCAGAUGGCUGAUAGUGAGAGUGCAAUGGAAAGCCAUUCCUUACUCAACCCCAACCUGCAGAGCACCGAGGGCGUCCUGUCCAGCUUCAGGACCACCUGGCAGGAGUUUGUGGAGGACCUGGGCUUCUGGAGGGUCCUGCUGCUGCUGGUGGUCAUCGCCCUGCUCUCCCUGGGCAUCGCUUACUACGUCAGCGGGGUCCUGCCUUUCUCCACCAGUCAGCUGGAGCUGGUGCACUGAGAGGGGAUGGGGAAACGCCAAACAAACCUACGAGGGAGUAAAAGUCAAGUCUGGCUGUUCAUACCACAGAAAUUCACAUUUUGUUUUAUUCUCAGCUGACAUACUCCUUGUUUCUGUUAUCUAAACAAGAAGACAGUUAAUUGUAUUGUCAGUAAGAAGUAAUACAAAACACAUUCUCAACUCAAAAAUGUUAGAAAGCAACUUGAUGGUUGUGAGGUGAGUAACAGACUCAUAUUAUGACUCAUACUGCAAGCAUUAUGUCAGUUUUGUUUUAUAUUGUGUAUCAUAGCCCCUUUAAAACAAUAUCAUAUUUCAAGCUACUUAUGGAAAAUAAUUAGUGGGAGAGUAUUACGUUGUAUAAUGUCUUUAUUUCACUUCUGUUAUCUGUUACAUGCUGUACAUUGCUGAUAUUUUAUGUAUUUGUUUCUCUUGUUUGAUUUGUUUAUUAUGUUAUUUAUCACUUCUGUUUUCUUUUCCAUUCAUAUGAUUUUCUAUACUAAGUACUGUAUCCCUGCUGUCUUUACCCUUUUUGCUUUUGAAGACUACAUCUAUCCUUUAACAAAUAAUUCAUUCUGCCUGGAAACGGUUUCAAUCUGCUUAUCUACAGAUUAGCAAAGCACCUUGAAUGUGUGCCUUUUGACAGAGAGCUUUGUGUUUUACUGCAGCUCAUCCGGACACUCCCACCUAAAGCAUGCUGCUUUGUUGCAUUAAAGUGUUCUAAAUGUCAAUGCUUCUACACUGUAGGAUAACAGCAGCAGAGUGAUGAUUUAUUUGUUGUAUAUUCAUUUUAUCCUUGUAAAUCAUGUCUCUUUUAUUUGUUGUAGGUUUCCCACUGUUGAUUUAGUGUGGACAAGUAAUUUAACAUAAUAAAAUGAAUAAUGU